Molecule: messenger RNA, 1962 nt
Organism: Nerophis lumbriciformis (worm pipefish)
Lineage: Eukaryota; Metazoa; Chordata; Actinopteri; Syngnathiformes; Syngnathidae
Source: RefSeq, a predicted model, not a curated record
AUGGCGCGUGUGUGUUUGUGGCUGCUGUGUGUCCUGAGCGUCUGGGUAGGCGAGGGUGACCGUGCCCAGCCAGAUCGCCAAUAUCAUCGUUCCAACCAAGACUCAGAUCUGUGCACAGUGGACCGGCAGCUUUGCGAAGACGAAAACGCUCUGUUGAGUUUUGAGGCCAUCCGCAGCAUUCAUGGACUGAUGGACGACGACGCAGACGGCACGGUGGACGCGGCAGAGACGGACGAGUUCCUGCGGGAGGAUCUCAAAUGUCAUGACCCGAAAGCCAAGCACAACAGUUUCCAUCGCGCGGACCUGCACAUUAGCGUGGGUGACAUGUGGGACACCUGGAAGAAAUCAGAAGUGUAUAACUGGACAGAUGAGCAGUUGGAAGAGUGGCUACAGCUGAGCGUGGAACUCCCCCAAUACGCCGAAAGCUUCCGGAAACACGGGCUGGAUGGCAAGGCGUUACCAAGGCUGGCAGUGAAAAACGCUACCUUGACUGGGACACUUUUGAAAAUUUCAGAGCGUAGUCACGCUCAAAAGCUGCAAUUAAAGGCUUUGGAUACUGUACUCUUUGGACCCCCGCCAGUCCGACAGAACCGCUGGAAGGACCUUGUUCUGGGCGUGUCUGUUCUGGCCGCGCUGGGCGGCUGCUGGUUUGCGUACGUCCAGACGAGGAGGUCAAGGGAUGACCUGAGCAAGCUGAUGAAGGACCUGGAGGGACUUCAGAGGGCCGAGCAAAGCCUGCUGGACAUGCAGGAGAAGCUGCAAAAGGCCCAAGAGGAUCAACGCUCCGUUCAGGUGGAGAAAGUGAAGGUGGAGGAGGAGCUGAGGAAUGAGAUCAGUUCCGCCAAGCAGGAAGCUCAGCGGCUCCAGGAGCUCCGUGAAGGUGCAGAAAACGAGAGGAGUCGCCAGAAGUACGCCGAGGAGGAACUAGAGCAGGUGAGGACGGCACUGAAAAAGGCAGAGAGAGAGCUGGAGUCACGGGCUCGCUGGUCGCCGCCGGACACGCUGCAAACGUGGCUCCAGCUGACGCACGAGAUAGAAGUUCAGUACUACAACGUCAAGAAGCAGAGCGCCGAGAGGCAGCUCCUGCAAGCCAGAGAAGGAGCCGAGAAGAUCAAGAAAAAGAGGAGUUCUCUCUUUGGGACGUUUCACGUGGCUCACAGUUCCUCGUUAGAUGAUGUGGACCACAAGAUCCUCUCUGCCAAACAGGCCCUGGCCGACGUGACGGCCGCGCUCCGCGAGAAGCUGCACCGCUGGCAGAACAUCGAGUCACUGACGGGUUUCUGUCUGGUCACCAACCCGGGUCUGGGUGCGCUGGCCGCCGCCCUCAAUUUGGACCCAUCCUUCCUGGGUCUGCGACCGGCGACCCCGCAGCACCUGCUAUUGUCCGACGACCUGGACGAUAUGGACGAGGACAUCCUAUCACCCGGGACGCUGAAAUAUGCUGCCUGGCAGAUGGACCGACGAGUGAGUGACCUCUGGCCACUGGGUAGCAUCGCAGACAACCAUUCACCAUGGAAACUCUCUGCUCAGAAUCUGAUACCCCUGCAGCAAAGGAUGGGAGAUUCCACCAUGAUGUUCAGCUCUCAGAGGGACAUUAUGGAUCGCUCCGACUCUGAUUCGCCUCUUCCGUUUUACCACGGCGACUCGCAAAGCCCGUACGGCUCGCAGGCGAGGCCCCCGCAGGGUUGGAGCCCCGGGAUUGAAAGAGGAGUAGGAGGAAGCAUGGGGAAGAGCUCCAGCCUCGGGGAGCUGAGGGGACCCUCCUCCGCCAUCCUGGCCUCCUCCUGCUCCACUCGCUCGCUGUGCUUCACGGCCGAUACCGCCGACAGCCCCGUCCUCUACUCGGCCUUCCCCACGCACCCGAGGCGGAGCCCCGUAGAAGAGGGACGUGAGGAGGGCGAGGCUUCGGGGGGCGGCCGUCGCAGAAACGCCUUCAAUAAGAUUUUCAAGAAAAAGAAGUGA